AUGGAGAGAGACGCUCUCCUCAUUCAAGCCGGCUAUCGGUCUCCAUCCCUGCCAUUGACGUGUGAGAUAACCAUUUUGACUCACACCCCUGUGCUGUUGGAGUUGAGCGAUGGGUACAAGGGUCUAGGUCACUUAUAUCAAGUCUCUGCUGCUUGCUUUUAUCUCACUACGAAUAGUAAACUUUUUUGUGCUGUUAUAUGGGAACAUAGUUUUGGUCAGACUCAGCUUGUUGAAUUUUGUUUUACUGAUGAUGAUCAAGGCAAAUCAGAGGCUCCGAUUGUUGUUUACAAAGUUGGGGAAUGUAUGCAAGAACUCAUAAAGUUGUGGAAGGAAUAUGAAUCUUCUCAGCAUCAUGACAAAAGUGGUGAUUUCGCAAGUAAUGGCCCCACUCUUGAAGUUCGGAUUCCAGCUGAGUAUGUUACUGCUACUAAUCCACGAGUAAGAGGUGGACACCUAUGGGGAACAGAUAUAUACACAGAUGAUUCCGAUCUUGUUGCUGUUCUCAUGCAUACAGGUUAUUGUCGUCCUACAGCUUCCCCUCCCCCACCGACAUUGCAAGAGCUGAGUGCUACCAUCAGAGUCUUGCCGUCACAAGAUUACUAUACCUCCAAGCUAAGGAACAAUGUCCGCUCUCGAGCAUGGGGAGCUGGAAUCGGAUGCAGUUACAGAGUUGAGCGGUGCUUUAUACUGAAGAAAGGAGGUGGAACUAUAGAACUGGAACCAACACACUCCUCAACUGUAGAGCCAACACUUGCACCAAUGGCUGUUGAGAAGUCUAAGACCACCAGAGCUGCAGCUUCGAAUGCUCUGCGACAACAAAGGUUUGCUCGAGAAGUAACAAUACAAUACAACCUCUGCAAUGAACCUUGGAUCAAAUAUAGCUUAAGCAUUGUGGCGGAUAAGGGUCUCAAAAAGCCACUUUUCACCUCUGCUCGCUUGAAGAAAGGAGAAGUUCUCUACCUCGAAACACAUUCAUCCAGGUAUGAGCUCUGUUUCGCUGGAGAGAAGACUAUGAAAGCAUUCCAAGCCUCCCAACAGCAACACUCAUCACCAUCCCAAGAAGCUACAGAGAUGGAUAACAAUAAGUCUUUCCUGUUUUCCAUUGAUGUUUUCCGUUGGUUACGAUGGAGGAAACCUCUCCCUGAUCAUGUGACAACAACAAACGGCGACAAAACAGAUUCAGACAACAGUAUAAUUGAUGUUUUCCGUUGGUCACGAUGUAAGAAACCUCUCUCGCAGAAGCUUAUGCGGUCUAUCGGGUUUCCACUCCCGCCAGAUCAUGUCGAGGUGUUGGAGGAGAAUCUUGAUUGGGAAGAUGUACAGUGGUCAACGACUGGUGUUUGGAUUGCUGGGAAAGAGUACACACUUGCUCGUGUUCAUUUCUUGGCUCCCAACUGAACAUAAUAGAAAGCUUUCAUGUCUCUUUAUCUGAUAUAUUGUUAGAGAUUUAUAGUUUCUUUUG
Molecule: messenger RNA, 1462 nt
Organism: Raphanus sativus (radish)
Lineage: Eukaryota; Viridiplantae; Streptophyta; Magnoliopsida; Brassicales; Brassicaceae
Exons: 11
Coding region: 1-1398 (465 amino acids)
Source: RefSeq, a predicted model, not a curated record